CCCUUCUGUCCACUUUUUCCUACAAGUCUUGUGUAGUGUUCACACAUUAGAAGAAAAUAAAUGAAAAGAGUAAAGGGGGUUUAAGAAAACCCAAUUCUUGAAUUUUUAUUUUUUUUUGACUUGGAAUGGAGCUUAAGAAGGAGAGGCUUGUAAGGUUCUACUCCGGUGAAAAGCAACAAGUUAGUUUUUUGGGAGGAAAAGCAGACGGUUCGAACGUUGAGAAAUCAUCUUCUGGCUAUAAAUUGUCGUUUCCAUUAUUCAACUCCGAUGGCGGAUACAAACUCACAGAUACUCUUAAGUUUGGGAGAUCUAAGGUGUAUCCUGACGAUCACGAGUCUUGGAGAGAGCGAAUUUUUGAUCCGGGAAGUGACCUAGUAAUCCAAUGGAAUCGAAUUUUUAUUAUAUCAUGCUUGGUGGCGCUGUUUGUUGACCCAUUGUAUUUCUAUUUGCCCAUCAUACAAGGAACUAAAGAGUCGAGUUGUGUGAAAACGGAUUUGAAUUUGCGAAUCAUCGUCACCAUUUUCCGAACUAUAGCAGAUUUUUUCUAUCUAUUACAUGUGUUCAUUAAGUUCCGGACUGCUUAUAUUGCCCCAAAUACAAGGGUAUUUGGGAAGGGUGAGCUCGUCAUGGAUCCCGGAAAGAUUGCUCGAAGAUAUUUAAGAUCGGACUUUUUCAUCGAUCUGAUUGCAACUCUUCCUCUACCUCAGAUUGUUAUCUGGUUUAUUAUUCCAGCGACGAGAAGCCAUGCUAAUCAUAACAAUAAUGCUCUUGCGCUGAUUGUCCUAAUCCAAUAUGUUCCCAGACUGUAUCUUAUAUUCCCGUUAAGUUCACAGAUUAUCAAAGCAACUGGAGUUGUCACAAAAACGGCUUGGGCUGGCGCUGCAUAUAAUCUACUUCUCUACAUGUUGGCAAGUCACGUUAUAGGGGCAGCAUGGUAUUUGCUGUCGAUCGAUCGGUACACUUCUUGCUGGAAAUCAAUAUGCCGAAAUGAAGCCAGCUCUACGCAGUGUGUUCUUCGAUACUUGGAUUGUGAUAUGUUUGACGAUGAUGUUCGUAAGAGUUGGGCAAGUAUCACCAAGGUAUUUGAACGUUGCGAUCCCGAUGGACAUAGUACUUUUAAAUAUGGAAUAUUUGAAAACGCAGUUGAUAAGGAUGUUGUCUCCUCAAGUUUUAUAGCAAAGUACUUCUAUUGCUUGUGGUGGGGCUUGCAACAACUGAGUUCGUAUGGGCAGAAUUUGGAAACGAGUACAUUUAUCGGGGAGACAUCCUUUGCGAUACUGAUUGCAAUUUUGGGACUGGUUUUGUUCGCACACCUUAUUGGGAAUAUGCAGACGUACUUGCAGUCUUUGACGGUGAGGCUCGAGGAAUGGAGACUCAAGAGAAGAGAUACUGAAGAGUGGAUGCAACAUCGACAACUUCCAGAAGAUUUAAGAAAGCGUGUUAGACGUUUUGAUCAAUAUAAAUGGGUUGCUACUAGAGGCGUAGAUGAAGAAACUAUUUUGCAUGGCCUGCCUACCGAUCUUCGUCGUGACAUCCAACGUCAUCUUUGCCUGGACCUUGUUCGACGGGUUCCAUUUUUCUCCCAAAUGGAUGAUCAAUUACUUGAUGCAAUAUGCGAACGUCUAGUCUCAUCCUUAAGCACCGAAGGCACUUAUAUUGUCCGUGAAGGGGAUCCAGUGACGGAAAUGUUGUUUAUCAUCAGAGGUAGGCUCGAGAGUUCUACAACGAAUGGUGGACGGACUGGUUUCUUCAAUUCCAUUACAUUGAGGCCUGGUGAUUUUUGCGGUGAGGAGCUACUCGCAUGGGCUUUGCUUCCGAAAUCAACGGUGAACUUACCUUCUUCGACCAGAACAGUCAGAGCGCUUGUUGAAGUGGAAGCAUUCGCGUUAGGAGCUGAAGAUCUCAAGUUUGUCGCCAACCAAUUUAGACGCCUUCAUAGCAAGAGGCUCCAGCACACAUUCCGGUUCUACUCUCACCAUUGGCGCACAUGGGCAGCCUGUUUCAUUCAGGCUGCAUGGAGACGACAUAAGCGGAGGACACUGGCAAAAGAUCUUGCAGCACUAGAAUCAUUUUCUCUCGACGAGAGUGCAGUCGAUGAAACUGAGCAAAACGAGGAGCAAGAUCAAGGUAACGCUAGCUCAAAUCCGUCUCCGAGGAUAUCACACCUCGGAGUGACGAUAUUAGCUUCGAGAUUUGCUGCUAACACAAGAAGAGCUCAAAAGCUUAAAGAUGUAAGAUUGCCCAAGUUACAGAAACCGGAAGAGCCCGACUUUUCAGCUGAGCCAGAUGACUAGUUUACGACCAAUAGUUUCAUUCAGACAUCGCUACAAUGGCCAACUCCGAGCUUGAGGUUUUCCGCAAUACAUUCUUACACUCAAGGAUCAUCGUUGUACAUGCGGAACACGCCUUUCUAAGAGAUAACCGCACUGUAAGAGGGUAAGUUUUUGGCACUUUUUGCCUUUGUUGUUAAUGUAAUUGUAUUUAUGACUAGUUUUCUUCAGUAGCAGGAUGCUAAUUUGGACUUAUACAAACUCAAUAACAUCUUAAGUCAUCUGUAAAAACUAAAAUUUGCUAGUUCCAUAGUACAAAGUAAAUAAGUAUUUUACCAAA
Molecule: messenger RNA, 2610 nt
Organism: Capsicum annuum
Lineage: Eukaryota; Viridiplantae; Streptophyta; Magnoliopsida; Solanales; Solanaceae
Product: cyclic nucleotide-gated ion channel 17
Exons: 7
Coding region: 126-2294 (722 amino acids)
Biological process (GO): transmembrane transport; monoatomic ion transport
Cellular component (GO): membrane
Molecular function (GO): monoatomic ion channel activity
Source: RefSeq, a predicted model, not a curated record